UAAUCUUGACAUUGACAUUUAAAUAACCUCAAAUCUCAAAUAAACAAUAUGUUAGCACAUGACAACAGUCACACUCUAAGGUAAGGUUAACUAAAAACAUAUUAAAUUAAUAUACAUAAAAUGGGUGGUAAGAAGAAAAACAAGAGCAAAAACAAAGGUCAAGAUAUUGAUGAAAAAGCUAUUGACAGCGAAGACGUAAACACAGAAAAAAACGAAGUUGGAGUUGAUGAUUUUGAAGACAACAGAGACGUAGAAAAGCAAUCACAAAAAAGAAAACAUGUUAACAGCGAUACCAAUGAUGACAACUUAGAUACAGACCCAAAACAAAAAAGAUCGAAAAAAAAGAAAAUGCAAGAAUCUACAGAAUCUUCAGAUAAGAAAAAUAAAAAGUCUAUACGCCAAAUGAAAAAAGAAAAGCAUGCAGAAAGGCAAGCUGCAGCUGAGGCACAAGCUAAAGAUCAACUUAAAUCACAAUGCCUUAAUUAUUUAUCACAGUGGAAACAUGAUAAAUCAAACUGGAAAUUUAUGAAAGCAAAACAAGUUUGGCUUUUUAAGAAUAAGUUUUUUCCAAACUUAGUACCAGACGCUUCAUGGCCAAUACUGCUCGAGUAUUUUGAAUCUGCAAAAGGUAACAUAAGAAAUAUGCUGUUGGCUGAUGCCAAUAAAGUCAUUGAACAAAUGGAUGAUUGGACUGAAUCACAAAAUAAUGAAGAGAACAAUACCGAAACUGAAGACUCAGAGAAUGCUUCCAUAAAGAAGCCUGAUGAUAUUGUUUAUAAAAGAGCUAGGAGUUUAAUACAAUGCCUAGAAGAAUAGUCAACUUUGUUUUAU
Messenger RNA from Papilio xuthus (Asian swallowtail), 831 nucleotides. RefSeq lists its product as uncharacterized. Lineage: Eukaryota; Metazoa; Arthropoda; Insecta; Lepidoptera; Papilionidae. Bases 121 to 816 code for a protein of 231 amino acids. The transcript has a single exon. The record is from RefSeq and is a predicted model, not a curated record.